Ceratitis capitata (Mediterranean fruit fly) is the source of this 854-nucleotide messenger RNA. Its product is annotated as pupal cuticle protein Edg-84A-like. NCBI's taxonomy places the organism in Eukaryota, Metazoa, Arthropoda, Insecta, Diptera, Tephritidae. Gene Ontology annotation, cellular component: extracellular matrix. The coding region runs from base 234 to 716 and encodes 160 amino acids. The record is from RefSeq and is a predicted model, not a curated record. The transcript is spliced from 2 exons.
AUAAUUUCUUGGUUGCCGUGGUAAAACAAUUUGCGACUGGAACCUUCAGAAUUAGUGUACAAAGUAUCAAUAAAAUACAGACAAGUGACUGCGGUUGUAAGGCGUUGUGUGGUAUAAAUACCGGCUUAAGUCAGCUAUUUGAUAUCAGUCCAGCACUCAAACCCAGCAACUGAACGUUGAAGCAAAAAAUUAGUUCUUGUUUCCUUUAAUCUUCUCAUCUGAAUUAAAUUAAAAUGAAAAUCUACUCGACCAUCGUCGCUAUCGGUGCUGUUGUUGCGCUUCUCUCUAUCGCCAAUGCCAGCCCUCAGCCAUAUGGACACGCGUCGAGCUAUGCCUCAUUUGAUCAACACACUGAAACAGAACAUGGACACCAUGCCGAAGACCACCACCAACAUCACGAGCCACAUCACUAUCCAAAAUACGCUUUUGAUUACGGUGUAAAGGACACACACACUGGUGAUCACAAGAGCCAAUGGGAGCAUCGUGAUGGUGAUCAUGUCAAAGGUGGCUACACACUGGCGGAAGCUGAUGGCACAACCCGUGUGGUGGAGUACAGCGCCGAUGGCCACAAUGGAUUCAAUGCUGUGGUCAAGAAAAUCGGUCAUGCUCACCAUCCUCAAGUGUAUCACCAUGAGGGCAAUCAUUAUGGCGAUUAUGGUUAUGACCAUGGCCAUGGACACGCUGAGAGUUACUACGAAGUCAAGCAACAUCAUUGAAUCAAAAUGGCAGAGAAAAAUGAAAAGCCAGAAAAAACGAUUGCCGUAAAUGAUCAAAUCUCUCACAUUGCUGUAUAACCUACUUUGGCCAAAGAACUUUGUAAUAUGUUUGUAAAUGUGCUAUUUGUUAGAAAAAAG